AUGUACACUACAUUUUAUUUAUAUUUCAUUCAUUUAAUACGCAUGCAUGCCUUUGGAUCUCUUUUUAGCCAUGUAAUUUCAAUUCCCAUUCGAUCUCUGUUUCUAGAAAUCAGCAUUGUGUCUGAGACUGGCACAAAAAGAUUCACUGCAGUUUAUUCUGAGGAUAUAUCCACCUGGAUAGUAAACGAAGAGCUUCUAGACCAACAGAACAUGCGAGUGCUGUUAGACUUUGACUUUGUUCUUUAUCUCUCAGCGCCUUCUUCUGUAUACACGCACCAAGUACAGGACCUGGCUAAGGUUAUUUUAAAUGAAAAGGAGCCUGUGCCCUUUAGUCUUCUCUAUAGUGCACUUAAGAAAAAGUACGGAAAAAAACUUGAGAAAAAAAAACACUAUUAUAUACUUUUAAGAAGCAGCCCAUAUUUCAUAAGUAUGACCUUUUUUGAUGUAGAUGGGAACAGAAAGAGGGUCUGGACAGUAAACAGAGAAAGGCUGGAUGCUUUGGAGAAAACCAAGCAUUUAGUACAGUCUAUUUCCAUCGACAUGACAGAAGUUAAUGAAAAAAUAAUUGUCACAUAUAAUAAGAGAAACAACGCAGAUACCUUGCCGCCAAGUGAAAAGAAGCCUUCUCUUUUAACUAUCUCUAGGGAGGAAGACAUCUCUGAAAGUGCAACCGAAAAUUCGUCCAAUAGUGAAUAUACACAUUCUCCUAUGUGA
Molecule: messenger RNA, 714 nt
Organism: Nematocida parisii ERTm1
Lineage: Eukaryota; Fungi; Microsporidia
Exons: 1
Coding region: 1-714 (237 amino acids)
Source: RefSeq, a predicted model, not a curated record